Molecule: messenger RNA, 1089 nt
Organism: Torulaspora delbrueckii
Lineage: Eukaryota; Fungi; Ascomycota; Saccharomycetes; Saccharomycetales; Saccharomycetaceae
Gene: RPL4A
Product: 60S ribosomal protein uL4
Exons: 1
Coding region: 1-1089 (362 amino acids)
Biological process (GO): translation
Cellular component (GO): cytosolic large ribosomal subunit; ribosome
Molecular function (GO): structural constituent of ribosome; RNA binding
Source: RefSeq, a predicted model, not a curated record
AUGUCUCGUCCACAAGUUACCGUUCAAUCUCUAACCGGUGAAGCUACCUCUAGCUCCGUGCCUUUGCCAGCUGUCUUCCACGCUCCAAUUCGUGCUGACAUUGUUCACUCUGUCUUCACUUCUGUGAACAAGAACAAGAGACAAGCUUACGCUGUCUCUGAGAAGGCUGGUCACCAAACUUCUGCUGAAUCCUGGGGUACUGGUCGUGCUGUCGCCCGUAUUCCAAGAGUUGGUGGUGGUGGUACCCACAGAUCUGGUCAAGCUGCCUUCGGUAACAUGUGUCGUGGUGGUCGUAUGUUUGCUCCAACCAAGACAUGGAGAAAGUGGAACGUCAAGGUUAACCACAACGAAAAGCGUUAUGCUACUGCUUCUGCUAUUGCUGCUUCCGCUGUCGCUUCUUUGGUCUUGGCUAGAGGUCACAGAGUCGAAAAGAUUCCAGAGAUCCCAUUGGUUGUCUCCAACGAUUUGGAGUCUGUCAAGAAGACUAAGGAAGCUGUUGCUGCUUUGAAGGCUGUCGGUGCUCAAGCUGAAUUGGUCAAGGUUCUAAAGUCCAAGAAGUUGAGAGCCGGUAAGGGUAAGUACAGAAACAGAAGAUUUACUCAAAGAAGAGGUCCAUUGGUCGUCUACUCUGAGGACAACGGUAUCGUUAAGGCUUUCAGAAACGUUCCAGGUGUCGAAACCGCUAACGUUGCUUCCUUGAACUUGUUGCAAUUGGCUCCAGGUGCUCACUUGGGUAGAUUCGUUAUCUGGACUGAGUCUGCUUUCGCUAGCUUGGACAAGGUCUGGGGUUCCGAGACUGUUGCUUCUUCCAAGUCCAACUACUCUUUGCCACAAAGCAUCAUCACCAACCCAGAUGUCACCAGAAUCAUCAACUCCUCUGACAUUCAAUCCAUCGUUAGACCAGCUGGCCAAGCUACCGUCAAGCGUACUCACGUUUUGAAGAAGAACCCAUUGAAGAACAAGCAAGUCUUGCUAAGAUUGAACCCUUACGCCAAGGUCUUCGCUGCUGAAAAGUUGGGUUCCAAGAAGGCUGAGAAGGCUUCUAACAAGCCAUCUCAAGUCUUCUCCGAGACUUUGAAGCACGAUUAA